Molecule: messenger RNA, 2640 nt
Organism: Hyposmocoma kahamanoa
Lineage: Eukaryota; Metazoa; Arthropoda; Insecta; Lepidoptera; Cosmopterigidae
Gene: Sqor
Exons: 14
Coding region: 70-2517 (815 amino acids)
Cellular component (GO): mitochondrion
Molecular function (GO): sulfide:quinone oxidoreductase activity; FAD binding
Source: RefSeq, a predicted model, not a curated record
UACUUCAUAUCAUUAUAACGUUCGCUGUUGUUCCACCCAAACACCAGAGUGCUAAAAACUUUUUACAAAAUGAAUAAUGUGUUAUACCAGCUGGGUUUCAAAAACUUUGCGACAAUCGGCAUUAGAAGUUUCUCCGUUUCUAAGACUAAUAAUAAAACUUAUUCGUGCAAAUUAUUAGUGCUCGGAGGAGGAUCGGGUGGCUGCACUAUUGCCGCUAAAUUUUCAAGGAACUCGAAAGUUCACUCGUUGAUUAUUCUGGAACCCAGUUGUCAUCACUAUUAUCAACCACUAUGGACAUUGGUAGGCGCAGGAGUGAAAAAAAUUGAAGCUACGCGGAGAAACAUGAAAAGCGUUUUACCAUCCGGACCCCUCUGGUUGAAAGACUCUGCAGUCUCUAUAGACCCGGUCAACUGCAAGGUGACUACGGCACUAGACGACAUUAUCAAUUAUGAAUAUCUCGUCGUUGCUGUUGGCUUGAAGAAUGAUUAUGAAAAGAUUCCAGGCUUACUUCACGCAUUAGAAAACUCAAACGUGUCUCAAGUGUCAACGAUAUACGACUCAAAAUACGCAGAGAAUACGUUCACCCUAUUCCAGAAAUUCAAGGGUGGCGAAGCUGUGUUCACCUACCCCGAUUCGACAAUCAAAUGCCCUGGAGCCCCACAAAAGAUAGCCUAUUUAGCGGAUUCUUAUUUUACUAAGAAAGGAGUGCGUUCAAAGGCAAAUAUCACAUACAAUACAGCGCUGCCGGUGAUAUUUGGCGUGAAGAAGUACGCUGACGCGUUACUCAAAGUGGUUGAACGCAAGCGCAUCAACGUUGGAUAUCGAUCGGUGUUGAGAGAAGUGAGGGGACCAAACCAUGAAGCCGUUUUCGAUGUUUUUUCCGGCAACGACCCUAACCCUAAGAGUUUGAUGAUGAAGUACGAUAUGCUCCACGUGACACCGCACAUGUCGCCUCCUUCGUUCCUGAAAGCAAACUCCGAGCUGGUGGACUCGACUGGGUACCUCGACGUGGACAAAAGCACCCUCCAACACACUCGCCAUCCUAACAUAUUUGGCAUAGGAGACUGCACCAAUACACCUAAUAGCAAGACUGCUGCGGCCAUCGCGAAGCAAUGCUACGUGCUCGAGAAGAACCUGACGAACUAUAUGGAGCACCUGCCUUUAACCGCUCAAUACGAUGGCUACGGCGCGUGUCCACUCGUUACCUCAUACAGGACAUGCAUUGUAGCCGAAUUCCUGUACGGGGGGAUAGUCCGUGAAACCUUGCCAAAAUACAGUAAUUGCAGGUGUAAGCUGCUCAUUGUGGGCGGCGGCACGGGCGGUUGCAGUGUUGCUUGGCGGUUUGCCAAUAAGGUACCUCCCAAGGAAAUCAUUUAUCACUACUAUCAACCGAUGUUCACUCUAGUAGCGGCCGGCAUAAAAAACCCCGACAAUGUCUACCGUCCCUUGAAAUCAGUGCUACCGAACGAUGUCGUAUGGUUAAAAGACCAUGCCGAAGAGUUUGAUCCAGGAAACUGCAUGGUGUACACACGGUGCGGAGACAAAAUUUGCUAUGAAUAUUUAGUCAUAGCUGUCGGUAUGGUAAAUGAGUACGACCAAAUAACAGGUCUGAAAGAAGCUUUAGACCACCCUAACAGCGGUGUAACGACGAUAUACUCAAAGGACUAUAUUUGGAAGACCUGGUGCUGUAUCAAGUGUCACCAAGGGGGCCAUGCGGUGUUUACUUACCCCUGCUCGGGAGGAAAGUGUGCCGGCGCCGCUCAGAAGAUUAUGUACCUCGCUGACGACUAUUGGAGACGGCACAAGAUUCGGCAUGCAUCGAGCAUAACAUACAAUACUGGUCGCACAGUAUUAUUCGGGGUGCCCAAGUAUGGGACAGCUCUGCGCAAAGUGGCCUGCGAUCGAAACAUUGCUAUCAAUUACAAUGCAGAACUUGUAGAAGUGAAGCCCCAACACGCGAUUUUCUGUAUCGGCACUGAAAAGGACGGCUACCAGUUCGUAAACAUCCCAUACAAUCUACUCCACGUAACACCGCCUAUGUGUCCGCCGGAGUGUCUACGGAACUGCUCGGCCCUGGUCAACGGGACAGGGUUUCUUGACGUCGACAAACAUACGCUACAACAUGUGCGGUACAACAACGUGUACGGUCUUGGUGAUUGUACCACCACGCCUAAUAGCAAAACUGCCUCUGCUAUUGGUCCACAAAGUUACGUUGUAGAGCAGAACCUUUGGCAAACUAUGAACGGGUGUAAACCAAAAGCUGCGUACAACGGAUACGGUUCAUGUCCCGUACUGACAUCUUACAGGAAAGGCAUACUCACUGAGUUCACGUAUGACAAAAAACUGGCUGAGACCUUUCCUUUCGACCAGAGCAAAGAGCGCCGGUUUUUCUAUUACUUGAAGAACUAUUUGUUUCCAUACGUGUAUUGGAACAAACUCAUCAAAGGCAAAUGGAACGGACCUCACAAAAUCCGUUCUUUACUUAAUCCAUUCAAUAAAGUCACAGGCAAUAAAUAGAAUUUAAAUUUGAAACAAAACUAUAUAGUGUGGUGUUUUGACAUACACAUAUGCACACAAACACAUAGGUAAAUAAGGGUUGUUUAAAACCGCUCCACAAGCUUGGCAGGACGUAAAUUCGAC